Molecule: messenger RNA, 906 nt
Organism: Arabis nemorensis
Lineage: Eukaryota; Viridiplantae; Streptophyta; Magnoliopsida; Brassicales; Brassicaceae
Source: the annotation of a GenBank genome assembly
AUGGCUGCAAUCUCUUCUCUUUCCUUUCCAGCGUUGGGACAAUCGCAAAAGAUCUCCAAUUUCACGCCUUCUCGCCCUCUCGCCUCCGUCUCCGCUGCAAUUCGACGGUUUUCUAGCCACUCUUUGACUUGCUCUAAGCCUUCCACUUCCACUUCCAGAUCUUUUAUUCACUGCAUGUCCACUCUUACCGAUGUGCCUCCUGUAUCCGAGACAAAGUCUAAUUUCCUAAAAGCUUACAAGCGACCCAUCCCCAGUAUCUACAACACGGUUCUGCAGGAGCUCAUUGUACAGCAGCAUUUGAUGAGGUACAAGAGGACUUACCGUUACGAUCCUGUUUUUGCACUUGGAUUUGUCACUGUAUACGAUCAGCUCAUGGAAGGUUAUCCGAGCGAUCAGGACCGAGAUGCCAUUUUUAAAGCUUACGUUGAAGCUUUGAAUGAGGACCCUAAGCAAUACCGAACUGAUGCUCAGAAGAUGGAGGAUUGGGCCCGAAGUCAGACUUCUGCUUCACUCGUUGAGUUUUCCUCUAGGGACGGAGAAAUCGAAGCAAUUCUUAAGGACAUUGCAGCAAGAGCUGGGAGUAAUGAGGGCUUCAGCUACAGCAGGUUCUUCGCAGUUGGCCUCUUUCGUUUGCUUGAGCUUGCAGGUGCAACUGACCCAACUGUCUUGGACAAGCUUUGUGCAUCCCUAAAUAUCAACAAGAAAAGCGUGGAUCGGGACCUCGAUGUGUAUCGCAACCUGCUGUCAAAGCUUGUCCAAGCCAAGGAAUUACUCAAGGAGUAUGUCGAGAGGGAGAAGAAGAAGCAAGGGGAAAGAGCCGAAUCCCAGAAAACUAACGAAACAAUCUCCAAGUGUCUGGGAGAUACUCUAUAUAACCCAUCUUUCUUGGUUGAUUGGAAAUCCUAA